UUCAGAGGUGAAUCUAGAUGCUUCCAAAAUAGGCAAGGCCAAACUCGGUGACCUGUUUUUCCGCCACCGAAAUAGCUCUAUAUUUUUCAGCCUUGCAAACCUCUGACAACCCCGUUCCUACCCAAAAACACAUGUUACCUCGAUCCACGAGAAGCCGAAAACAUGUCCCGCGAAGCAUACCAAGUCCCUACGGCAGUCCCUACUCCUGGUCGCGACUCCUUCCAGACCGGUAUCUCAGUCGAUGGUCCCGCCAUCAACUACUUAUGCGGUGACUGCAACGCCAAAGUUCCCUUGAAGAGAGGAGAUCCUAUUCGGUGCAAGGAGUGCGGCCACCGUGUGUUGUAUAAGGAGCGGACCAAGAGGUGAAAUGGUGCAGUUCGAGGCAAGAUGAUGGUAGGGGAGGUGGCAAUCCGAUGAUACGACUUGGGGCCCAAGCACGAAUAGAUAUGAUAGGAAAACGGGCAUAGAAGGGGCGUAAGGGGUCACUUUUCCGGG
Molecule: messenger RNA, 495 nt
Organism: Hyaloscypha bicolor E
Lineage: Eukaryota; Fungi; Ascomycota; Leotiomycetes; Helotiales; Hyaloscyphaceae
Product: metallothionein-I transcription activator
Exons: 2
Coding region: 163-366 (67 amino acids)
Biological process (GO): DNA-templated transcription
Cellular component (GO): RNA polymerase II, core complex; RNA polymerase I complex; RNA polymerase III complex
Molecular function (GO): zinc ion binding; DNA binding; DNA-directed RNA polymerase activity
Source: RefSeq, a predicted model, not a curated record